GAUCCUCUCUGGUAAGUGCUUUGUUUUGUCAACUCUUCGCUUGAUUCGAUUUUUUCACCCGAGUUUUUCUCGACAUCGUGGUCACGAAAUUUCGAGCAUCUACCAAAUCGCUUUUCGUUUCUCUUCGUACGUUGGUGGCAAACAAUGAUUUUUCCUUGUCGUUCUCGCAUCACAAUCGCAUCGCGCAUUCGCAUCCUACCGUCUUCAUCGUGAAAAUAGCCUGAAUUUGUAUUUAUUUCGCAACUUCUUUUCCCCGCAGAGUGAAUGUUUCAAUAGUAAUGAAUGUAUUAUUCUAGUAUGACCCAUCUGCAGAGUGUUUUGUGGAUCAAAAGGAACAAGCAAAUUGGAAGACUAAAGUGCCGCGUGUGCAAGCCAGCGAACCUGCAGUGAGUUCCUUUCCUCGAACAAAAUGCCGUCCUCCGGUCUCUCGCACUUUCUGCAAACUUUGUCAACAACAGGACCUGAGUUUCCUGGCUACAUGACCAGUGGAGAAACCUCAUCAAGCAAUACACGCGCCAGCUUCUCCAACACUAGCUCAACCGCCACUUCGUUCUUCGACUCGGCUCUUUGGCCCCUUCAGACCAGUGGCACAAGUGCCAGACAAUUGGCUCGAGGACGUAGUUUAGAACAAGGGGGUAGCACCACGAAGAUGUUAGCGCCUCAAAAUAGUUAUCACCACCCGCGCCAUCCCAGUUGGACCCCGUCCUCUUUCCUCCCCAACGCAUCCCAGCUGGACCAGAUUAUCAAGAAAACCAGGCAAGUUUUGGACAAGGCGGACGAGGUAAACCUCCAACAGGCGCGGAACGUGGGGAUCAAAUCCGUGAUGCAAACCGGGGCGGACUUGCUCGGCAACGUGGAGCAGGCGGCGCGGGCUUUCGAGGAGGAUCUGCAGAACGCUUUGGUAGCGUACAAGGGGAACGUGCCGAACAGUGAGGCGGCCAGUGGGCUGGAAAAGUUGCAGAAGGCGCAAGUGACGAUGGACAAAAUGAUUCAAAAGUUGGAUAAGUGAAAGGAUCAGGAUGAUAGAUGAGGUUUCGCUGUUGGUUUUGAAACAAAUACAUGAGAUGAACGAUAGGUGUUUUUAUCGAGGCUCGCUGGCGAAUUUUUGUCACGGGCGAAGAACAAGAAUGGAGUACUUUACAAAUGAAAGUCAAAAUGAAACACGACGAAU
Molecule: messenger RNA, 1171 nt
Organism: Amoebophrya sp. A120
Lineage: Eukaryota; Dinophyceae; Syndiniales; Amoebophryaceae
Source: the annotation of a GenBank genome assembly